AACCAAAUGUAGAUGGCACAUCGGAUGCAUGAAUGAAUGAAAAUAUUUGAACAACUCUGUCCCCCUGUGCGUCGAUUGAAGUAAAGUAGGCAAGUAUGGUCAGCCCACGCCGAGGGAGUAAAAGAAUCUAUGGCAGCGUGUUCAUGUGCCUUUGCUGGCAGAACCACUCAAGCAGCACCAACCCCUCUCUUUCCCGGCAUGUUUCCCGCGAAUACACGCCGAGCUAGUAGUGGCCUAAGCAAGGUGCUUAGACCGGGUCUGGUGGCGGGAGUAAGAUUAAGGCGGUCUGUAUGGUGGGUGGGAGUUGGGAGACCAGACGGAGCCUUUCAGAGGUUCGCAGGUUCGCCCGAGUUAAUCUAGACUACCUAGUAGAGAUGA
This is a messenger RNA of Aspergillus aculeatinus CBS 121060, 378 nucleotides long. RefSeq lists its product as uncharacterized. The record is from RefSeq and is a predicted model, not a curated record. NCBI's taxonomy places the organism in Eukaryota, Fungi, Ascomycota, Eurotiomycetes, Eurotiales, Aspergillaceae. The coding region runs from base 130 to 360 and encodes 76 amino acids. The transcript has a single exon.